Messenger RNA from Prunus persica (peach), 2172 nucleotides. RefSeq names its product pentatricopeptide repeat-containing protein At3g46790, chloroplastic. The transcript has 2 exons. The record is from RefSeq and is a predicted model, not a curated record. Lineage: Eukaryota; Viridiplantae; Streptophyta; Magnoliopsida; Rosales; Rosaceae. Gene Ontology annotation, biological process: RNA modification. Gene Ontology annotation, molecular function: RNA binding; protein binding. Bases 618 to 1580 code for a protein of 320 amino acids.
UUCUUUAAAAAACAACUCGAAAAAAGACUAUAAAUAUAAGUAGCUUAGUUUAUUAAUACAAAAACAUCAACAACAUGAUGAUUAAGACGUUGGAGUGGAAUGGUAGGGAUUCGAAACCCCUUUGGUUAAUGACCAUUAUUUUAGACUAUCGAGGAAAGACCCCCAAAUUUUGUUUGUUUGUUUGAAGGGCCAAAGCCGUUAUUGAAACUUAUAUUGAGCAACUAUUGGUUCAAUUCCUUAUCUUCCUCAACUUUGGCCAAAAAAUAAAAAAUAAAAAAUUCUUCCUCAACAGCUCACAUUUACUUUGCUCAUCAACUGAAGGUUUGUUCUAUGAAUUAAAAAAGAAAUCAUAAAUAGCGGGUAACGAUUGUGCCAGUGCUUUUUCGUGGCUGAAGAAAAAUUUUAAAAAUUCAUUAAGCCCAAACUCUAGCAAGGUUAACACCACCUAGAUUUUUUAAAGAAAUUAGAAUUUUAAAAUAAAAAAUAAUAAAGGGCAAAAAGGCUACAACUCCUCACCCUCCCCCUUCCCCACUCCCUCCCACCCCCCAUCAACUUUGACCCAACUCUCCCGCAGCACCCCCGACCACAGAUAAUUGGGUUAAGUUGAAUAGCCAGGCAUGGCCAUGCCUCCUCCUCGCGGCCUCAUACCAUUCUACGCCAAUCUACUCGAAGCCUGCUCUUUGUCUAAGAAUCUCCAAACCGUCAAACAGCUCCACGCUAAAACCAUAAGACUCUGCAUUUCCCGCCACGACUUCAUUCGAACCAAGCUCGUUUUCUCCUAUGCCUCAUGUGCCCAACUGAACCAGGCCAACCUCCUCUUCUCCUUCUGCAAUCGCCAAUCGACCUUCCUCUUCAACACCCUCAUUCGAGCCCAUUCGUCCCAAGGUUUGUUCUCUCAAUCUCUGUCCAUUUUUAUCCGCAUGCUUGCUGCCAUUAAAGCCUUUGACCGCCAUACCUUGCCUGUGGUUCUCAAAUCUUGUGCUGGGUUAUUGGCAUUGAGGCUUGGGAAGCAAGUACAUGGAGCCAUUUUGGUGAAUGGGUUUGCCUUAGAUUUGGCGAACUUGAAUGCGUUGAUCAGCAUGUAUGCCAAGUGUGGUGAAUUGGUUGCUGCGCGUAAAGUGUUUGACGGAAUGCUCAUAAGAAAUGAGAUUUCUUGGUCAGCAAUUUUGGCUGGGUAUGGAAUGCAUGGAGUGUUUGGUGAGGUAUUUGAAUUGUUUGAUAGGAUGGUGGAAGCAGGAGAGAGGCCGGAUGCAGUGACAUUCACUACAAUUUUGACAGCGUGUAGUCAUGGCGGGUUCACAGAGAAGGGGAGGGAGUAUUUUGGAAUGAUGGAGCAGAGGUUUGGGGUGAAGCCCAGGUUGGAGCAUUAUACAUGUAUGGUGGAUAUGUUAGGCAGGGUGGGACGGGUGGAGGAGGCAGAGGAGUUGGUUUUGGGGAUGACAGUGGAACCAGAUGCGGCAUUAUGGGGCGCAUUGUUGGGCGCUUGUAGGAUUCAUGGGAAGGUAGAGGUAGCUGAGAGAGUGGAACAGAUGCUCUAUGGAAGGCUACUUGGUGUAGUAUCUCUGAGGCAUUUACAGUGAAGUGCUUGCAAAAGGCCGGCAGUGAGUUCAGCUGCCCAUGAUGCUAAGUUCGCUUUCUCAAAUCUGUCAGAACUGAAAUUUGCCGGUAAAAAAGCCUGCGUAUUCCUCAGGGGGAAAGUUAGUUUCUAGUUACUUGGAGUUCUUAGCCUAGAAAUAUGCAGGGAACAGAUGGAACAGAUUGAUGGAUAUGCUCUCUCUACCAUUGUUAGGGCCUAUUACCUUAUGCAAAAGCAUAGGUUGAUGACAAUGGACAGAAAUGAUAGACUGUAAACCGCACAAGGACAUAAGAAUUUUUACGUUCUACCGUUCUCAGACCGAAAGAGAAAAGCCAUCAAACGUCUGACGUUCCCUGUGAUUUGCUAAUUGUUCACCAAGAAGAUUUGGGGAUAACAUGCUACGAUAGCUCAUCAAGAAGAGUAAGAAAAUUAGAAGUUGACGACUUGGUAUACAGCAGCAAUUUUAAAAAGCGAUUGUUAUAGGUAAAGAAAACAUCUUUACACAACUUAAAUUGAUCUACAAAGACAGAUCUCCACUUUUUGUUUCUUUGUUAGACUUUAUUUUUUGUACGUGCAAUUUUUUGUUCUGGUUUAAA